AUGAAAUUCUUUAGUGGAUUACCUACCUUAACAAAUCAAGAUAAAUUUAAUAUUGCCCAAAUUGCUAUUAUUUUACCUAUAGUCCUUCUUUGUAUUCCAACAUCUUUUAAUAGAAGAAAAGAACUUAAGAAUGACCUCUUACCAAAUCCACUUAUUCUUCUAUGGGCCUUUAUUCCAUUUGUAUUAAUCUAUGCCUUAAGAGUUCUUUGUAUUGAACAUAUAUUUCCUAAAUUAGGUGACAAGUUUAUAUUUUAUAAAUCUUAUUGGGAACCAGGAGUUAGAGAGUUUAGAGUUAAACGAUUUGCUCUUGUUUUAUUCAAAGCUAUUUACUUUUGGAUUAGUGCACCAUUAGGAAUUUUAUUAUUUAGAUAUGAAGACUGGAUGCCUAGUGCAUUAUUUGGGAAAGGAAAACAAGACCUUGAGUUGUUAUGGGAAAAUUUCCCUUACCAAGAACAAUCUCCAAUGCUUAGUGUAUAUUAUUGUUGGGCACUUGGAUAUCAUUUUCAUUCUCUUGUUUUUCAUAUGCAAAGUGAAAAAAGAAAUGAUUACUUUGAAAAUUUAUUGCAUCAUGUUGCUACAGUAUUUCUAAUUAUAUUUAGUUUCUGUAAUAAUUGUGGAAGAAUUGGUGUUCUAGUAUUAAUUCUUCAUGACAUUGUAGAUGCAAUUAUGUAUAUGAGUAAAAGUGUUAAUGAUAUGCCAAAUCAAGUUCCUGUGUAUUGUGGAUUUGCUUUUAUUGCGAUUUCAUUUUUCCAAUUUAGAAUAUUUACACUUGGUUAUCAUAUCAUUCCUGCUGCUGUUAAUGCUAAAAAUUAUAUUCCUGAUGGAAUUCCUGGUUCAUAUAUUGUAUUUUAUUUAUUAGUUGGAUUAUUAUGUGUAUUAUGGGUGUUGCAUGCAUAUUGGUUCUAUUUAAUUAUUCAGAUUAUUGUAGUGGCAAUUAAAAAUAAAGGUCGAUUAAAAGAUCCUCAUGCUUUAGGAUAA
Molecule: messenger RNA, 978 nt
Organism: Entamoeba dispar SAW760
Lineage: Eukaryota; Evosea; Mastigamoebida; Endamoebidae
Product: protein ASC1, putative
Exons: 1
Coding region: 1-978 (325 amino acids)
Biological process (GO): ceramide biosynthetic process
Cellular component (GO): membrane
Molecular function (GO): sphingosine N-acyltransferase activity
Source: RefSeq, a predicted model, not a curated record